Messenger RNA from Vicia faba (fava bean), 564 nucleotides. Lineage: Eukaryota; Viridiplantae; Streptophyta; Magnoliopsida; Fabales; Fabaceae. The record is from the annotation of a GenBank genome assembly.
AUGGGAAACCAAAUCUCGUUUCGACCUUCAGAUUCAAGAGGUAAAGUUGUUUUCUUAGAUGGUUCAGUUCAUGAAUUCGAGGAACAGAUAACUGCGGCCGAGCUAAUGAUGGAUCAUCCACAGAAAGUAGUAGUUGAGUUUCAUUCAGCUGUGAGCCAGAAAAGGCCAGCACCAUUGCCUGCUGACAAGAAGCUAGAGAUGAAUAAGAUGUAUCUGAUGCUUCCGGUGAAGCGAGGGAAGGCUGUUGGUUUAAGCGGCGACGAAACUCGGCGCGUUUUGUUGAUGGUUAAUUCUGUUUUGUGUUCUUCUAAGUUUUUUCCUUGGUUUAGUAGUUUAUGUCAUAGUAGUGAGAUUGUGGAGCCGCGGAGAAAGGAGGAGGAGAAGGAGAAGGAGAAGGGAGAGAUACGUGAUUUUUCGGAGAAUUUUCCGGAAAUAUUGGAAGGGAGGCCUGAUUAUUUGAAUAGGCAGAUUUCAGGGAAAGUAUGGAAGCCUAGUUUGGAUACUAUUAAGGAGAAGAGUAUUGAGAAAAAACAUAGUCAUUGGUUGUUUCUCAAGAGUUUUUAG